This is a messenger RNA of Rhagoletis pomonella (apple maggot), 942 nucleotides long. Its product is annotated as probable serine hydrolase. The transcript has 2 exons. The record is from RefSeq and is a predicted model, not a curated record. NCBI's taxonomy places the organism in Eukaryota, Metazoa, Arthropoda, Insecta, Diptera, Tephritidae. The coding region runs from base 1 to 942 and encodes 313 amino acids.
AUGUCGGAGAGCCAACCCGUCGAGUUGCAAAUUCCCAUGCCCUGGGGACACAUUGCUGGUUGCUGGUAUGGCAGUCGACACCUUCGACCGCUACUGGCCCUGCAUGGUUGGCAAGAUAAUGCCGGCAGUUUCGCACGUUUGGCCCCACUUAUAGCGCCACACCGACCCCUAUUGGCCAUCGAUUUGCCCGGCCAUGGACGUUCUUCACACUUUCCUACGGGUUUUUAUUACCACUUCAACGACUUUAUUCGCGUAGUGCAUCGUGUCGUUCGCUACUACAAGUGGCGUAAAAUAUCAUUUCUUGGUCAUUCAUUGGGAGCUGCGCUUAGUUUCUACUAUGCCGCACUCUUUCCUACCAAAGUCGAUAUGAUCAUUGCAAUCGACGCACUAACCACUCCAUACUUCCCACCAAAUAUACAAAUCGCCUUGACGUCCGUAAUGACUGAAAAAGCGCUCAAUGAAGAGGAUCGUUUGCAAGAGCCAGCGCCCCUCUAUACUUAUGAGAGUUUAAAAGAUUUGCUAUAUCGUGGCUCUGAGCAGUCGGUGGAAUUAGAGCAUUGUGAAUUUUUGCUGGAGCGCAGCGUUCGACGUGUGCAAAGCAAUUCUGAUAUGUAUUAUUUUGCACGCGACAAUCGCGUCAAGCUGGUCGAAAUGUUGUUCACUCAGCCGGAACUGGUCAACGCACUGGCCGAGCGAGUGCGCAAUAUUCACUAUCUUGUGCUGAAAGCUGAACUUUCGGAUUAUAUAAAUUUGGAGAAGCAAAAGGAAGUUAUUAACGUUUUACGCGCAAACAAUCACACUUUUGAACUUCAUAUAUUGAAGCGUGAAAAGCAUCACGCCCAUCUGAAUAGUCCUCAUCGAGUGGCGGCGAUUGUAGUGCGAUUUUUGCGUAUGGCGUAUGGCGGUGGAAGGACUAACAAUACGUUAAAUGGAAAGCUUUAG